UUUAUUUUUACUUUCGUUUUUCAAGGGAGCGUCUCUGGGUCGUUGCGCAUGCGCCGCAGGCUGUUCCUCACCUUUUCCGUGAACAUCACUCUUGCGCUCACUCUCCUUUUUAAUGUUUUAACAGACUUUUGUCCGUCAAAUGAGGCUCGAGCACUCGUAUUUAGUUGUUCUGGCGGCCGUCUCGACACUCGUGUCUCCUCUGUGUUGUCAAAAUGUGAGCUCGGCUGAGACCCGGACAAAGUUGAACGGCUCUGCGGUCGGUUUCGACUCGUUCAGAGAGCACUUUGAGCGCGUGUACGAAGCGCACGGCGAGGAAUACAACCUGCGUCACCUCCACUUUCAGAAUGCUACAAAGCGGCAUGCAUACCUGAAUUCAUUCUCCACAGCACCACAGUCUGCCAAGUAUGGCAUCAACCAGUUCUCUGACCUCUCACAGAAGGAAUUCAGAGAUCUGUAUUUGCGAGCUAGCACUGACAGAGCUCCUCUCUUCCCUGGACUGAAGAGGACAGAGAGGCUCCCAGCCAAAUUUGACUGGAGGGACAAAGCAGUGGUGGCACCGGUCCAGAAUCAACAAGCGUGUGGGAGUUGUUGGGCAUUUAGUGUGGUUGGUGCCAUGCAGUCCGUCCAUGCAAUUGAUGGCUCGCAACUGGCUCAACUCAGCGUGCAGCAGGUUCUGGACUGUUCUUUUCAAAAUGAAGGAUGCAAUGGAGGCUCUCCACUCCGGGCUUUGAACUGGUUAAAGCAAACCAAAGUGAAAUUGGUGUCUCAUUCAGAGUAUCCCUACAAGGCCAAGACUGGAAUCUGCCAUUUCUUCUCUCAGUCACAUGGCGGUGUUGCUCUGAAGAACUUUACUGCACAUUACUUCAGUGGUCAAGAGGAGGCCAUGAAGGGCCAGCUGGUGGAGCACGGUCCUUUGGCUGCUAUCGUGGAUGCUGUCAGCUGGCAGGAUUACCUGGGUGGAAUUAUCCAGCACCACUGCUCCAGCCAAAGGUCUAACCAUGCUGUUCUGGUCGUUGGAUACGACACUACAGGGGAUAUUCCAUACUGGAUUGUGCAGAACUCCUGGGGAACCACAUGGGGGAAUGAAGGUUAUGUUUAUAUAAAAAUCGGUGGCAAUAUUUGUGGUAUUGCAGACUCUGUGGCAGCAGUUUUUCUUUGACCGGAUUUUGUGUAUUCUUGACUCUGUCAUUGUAUGUGUUGUGCGUGUGUGUGUGUGUGUGUGUGUAGGUGUGUGUGUGUGUGUGUUCAAUACUGAAAAAAAAGAAAUCAUCUGUUUGCCUUCAAGUGUCACUUUAAAUAAUGUUGUUUUUUUAUUGAAAUGUCACCAUGUUACAUAACUGAAACAAAAUAAAUCACUUUAUAUCCUGAUGAAAA
Larimichthys crocea (large yellow croaker) is the source of this 1374-nucleotide messenger RNA. RefSeq names its product cathepsin O (gene ctso). The record is from RefSeq and is a predicted model, not a curated record. NCBI's taxonomy places the organism in Eukaryota, Metazoa, Chordata, Actinopteri, Sciaenidae. Bases 140 to 1159 code for a protein of 339 amino acids. Gene Ontology annotation, biological process: proteolysis. The transcript has 8 exons. Gene Ontology annotation, molecular function: cysteine-type peptidase activity.